UUUAUGUGGAAUCUGUCGAAAAGAAGGACAUAACAGAAAAACAUGCCUGUACAAUAAUAGUGAUAUGGUAUUAAACAAAAUGGGAAAAACUUUAGUACCCUGGCAAUUACAUAAAAUCGUUAGAAACAGACCCCCCAAAGGAAGAAUAUGUUCAUGGUGUGGUGCGUUAGAUCAUAAUAGAAGAAAAUGUCCUUUUCCUUGGAGAGAUGAUCAAGCUGAAAUCAGAACUACAGCAAAAAAAUAUUUUGAAGCACCGUAUUAUCCCAUACGAAUGUGUGGUUGGUGUGGUGCCAUCAGUCAUAACAGAAAAAAUUGUCCUAUUCAUAAAGCUAGAGGAGAUGAAAUAGAUAACGAUCAUAAAAGAGUAUUAAUAGAGGUAAUUGUAUUACCAAAUGUUUGGUUUGAUAUCGAAUACAGACCUUACUACAGACCAUAUCAUAGACCUAGACUUCCAUAUAGGCCAUACAGGCCAAGAAGACAACGUAUACCAAACUACAUAGCCGCUUGCAGAUGUUGUGGUGGUGAAAAUCAUACUAGAAAUGAUCCGAACGCCCCUGUCGAAAUCAAAACUGUAUCAAUCCUAGAUUG
This is a messenger RNA of Dentiscutata erythropus, 588 nucleotides long. NCBI's taxonomy places the organism in Eukaryota, Fungi, Glomeromycota, Glomeromycetes, Diversisporales, Gigasporaceae. The record is from the annotation of a GenBank genome assembly.